This is a messenger RNA of Salvelinus namaycush (lake trout), 1317 nucleotides long. Its product is annotated as ninjurin-1-like. Gene Ontology annotation, biological process: cell adhesion; tissue regeneration. NCBI's taxonomy places the organism in Eukaryota, Metazoa, Chordata, Actinopteri, Salmoniformes, Salmonidae. Gene Ontology annotation, cellular component: membrane. Bases 103 to 537 code for a protein of 144 amino acids. The record is from RefSeq and is a predicted model, not a curated record. The transcript is spliced from 4 exons.
GACGGACCCGGCGGCCACUGGCAGAGACAACGAAACGGACUCCCACAACACAUUUAGGAUUUUAACCCGCUUUAGUUUAAAUUAAAUAUUUAAGAGGCAAAUAUGGCAACUGAAAACAUGGAAAUGAACGGAGAUGCCGACGGAGAGGUUCCACACCUUAGGGGCAGGAAUCACAGGGCGACGGGGGGGGGUGCUCUGAACAUGAACCACUACGCCAAUAAGAAGAGUGCAGCAGAGAGCAUGCUGGACGUGGCAUUACUCAUGGCCAACGCCUCCCAGCUGAAGGCUGUCCUGGAGCAGGGCCCAGGUUUCACCUUCUACAACCCUCUCAUCACCCUCAUCUCCAUCUCCCUCAUCCUGCAGGUCACUGUGGGCAUCCUGCUCAUCUUCAUCGUAAAGUGGAACGUGAACGAUGAGAGCAUGCACUUCAAGCUGAACAUUAUGGAGAAUGUCACCACAGCACUCGUCUUCAUCAUUGUUGUAGUCAAUGUCUUCAUCACAGCAUUUGGCGUCCAGAAGCCCAACACCAACUCCUAACUGCCCUCACUCCUUACCCAUGGUCAUCAGCUAGUACACAGGCCAGAGAAUUUCAGGGAUCCAGUCUUCCAUAGGCCUCAAGCUAUCAGGUUCUCUGUUACGUCAAAGACAAUGGAUAGAUCAACUCUACAGGACUCACACUGGCCUUUUAUAUCCACAGCCAGUCAACAUUUCAGAGGCAAUUACAAACUCAGAGUUCACCAUCUUUGUCUUUGGCUUUCUAUAUUAAUUUCUCAGGAUCUCAAUCAGAUUCUCAGUUGCAUUAUCAAGCUCAGAAUUGGUCAACUUUGUCUUCCCCUGGUCAUGUACCCUACUUCAUGAUGUCACGUCACACACUUCAUCAGUUGCUAUUUACAUGCUGUGAGAACAUUACAUUGUUCAAAUGACCAAUGCCGUUCAUUUAUUGCCUUUUCAAAUAUGAUCUACAGGGUUAUUUUAUACAUAUCCCAGAGCCGCUCGUGGUGACUUUGUUCUAGAAAUACUUGAUGUACACACCCAGCUGCUGCGCACGCGUGUGUUUGUGCACGCGCGCAAGAGUCUUCGGUCUGCUUUCAGCUCUGUACAAAACCAAUAUUUUUAUAUUUUUACCACCCUAGCUAAAACCCAAAGCACAGCUGUCUUAACUGCUAUCGUUAAUACAGUAGAGGUUUACAGAUGUUUUUGGACUUCAGCUUAUCUGGGUGUGUUGUAAACGCAGUGGUGAAAAGUACUUAAUUAAAAAUACUUUAAAGUAAUACCUAAGUAGUUUUUUGGGGUAUUUGUACAUUACUAUUUAUAUUU